AUAUCAGCCCAAAGCCCAAUAAUAAUCAAAACAAAUUUGUUUAAUCGAAUAAUUAUUUAAUAAUAAUUCUAGGGUAUGUUUCGGGGCGUUACAAGAAGACUAGCGCGGAUUUCUUUCUCACCCGGAAGACUGAGUAUGACUCUUCCGGAUUUGUCAGCUAAGAACUGGAUGCCUCAAGGAAGACCGGAAUUCUCAAAAAGCGGACAAGUUGAGUCUACCCAUGAGACAAUGGGAACAGAAGCUGCUGCCUCAAUGAAGCCUCUGCAGGAAAUGGUUGAGUCUAGCCAUGAGGUAAUGGAAAUAGACGCUGCUGCUUCUAUUAAACCUCUGCAGGACAAGGUCGUUUCUCCCCCGAAGGAAUUGGGAGACGAGGCUGAAAUUAUUGAUGCCCAUGUGCAUGGAAAGAGAUUGAAAACGAAGUCAGCCAGUUUGAAGUCUCCACAUACAACGGACGGGAGGAAGAAAAAGAAAGCCGAUGAACUCUUAUCUAAGCCGCCAACUAAAGGAGAUCUUUUGGAAUUUAAGAGCUUCAUCGCAAAAGCAAUUAAAACUGACCGCCCUGUACAAUGCUACCUCGAGCAGCACAAGGAGCAUGAGGAAUAUGUGAAAACCUGGUGGUCUGACCUUAUCACUCCAGUGGAGUGGAGCAUGGUUGAUUCUGUGUUGUUUCCUUGUGGAAAACACGAGAAUAACCACACCAAUUGCUUCCCUAUAAUGGAACAUUUCCUGCAGUGGAGUAGAGCAUGGUCAUUGCUUCUCGCUAUCAUCCACGGGAGGAGAGAUUGGAUAUAUAUACUCGGAUUGGGUGCUAUCCAGUCCGAGUUGUUCUUGGAGAUGACGGCAAGCAUCGAUUCGCUGCCGAGAAUGGAUGGAGACACUUUCUUUAUGACCACCAAUGCAAACAUAUUUGCAAAUGGCUUUGAAGAGGAAAAAACAGAUGUAACUCUGAUAGGACCCAACAUGCAGCCCGUGGUCUGCACACUCAAGGUUGAUUGUAUUGGUGAUGGGUUCCUGAAGAGAAUGUGGCAUUACUUUGUUGAUUCGAAUGGUUUGCGGGUUGGGGACAAGCUUGUGAUGAGGCCGGUGGGGAACAACACCUUUAUGGCGGGAGUUUACCGUCAUCUUAGACGCUUUGGAUAUUCUCCAUACCAAGACAAUUGUGGGGAUUAUUAUGAACCUCAUGGUGAUCAAGAUGAUUAUGACAAACAAGGGCCAAUGUACGAUGACCAGCUAGAUCCACUUAUUGAAGAGAUUUUGUGGACUGAGGAAAGAAUACUUAAUCUUGACCUAGCAUUAGUAAUGGAGUGUUCAUUAUUUGAACCACCCAAUUGCCGUGAUUACUCUCUGACUCGUGAAGAGCAAAUCGAAGCAAAUAGAGAUGCAAUCCAGGCGAGAGAACGAUUUCUCAAAACAGUCAAAGAAGAACACCAACUGCUCCAAACCCAGAAAGAUAACGAACAACGUGAAUAUUGGGAGCAUAUGCAAAAGAUGCUGGAAGACUUUAAGAAGGCUAUGGAACAACAAGAAGAGUUGGAGGAAAUUGUUGUUCUAGAAGAGGAUGAAGAAUCUGAGACAGAAUCUGAAAUUGAAUCCAACAAUGUCUCAAUUCUUGAAUAUCAACCAACUUCAUCACCAUUGUAUAUCGAAAACAAGAUAACACUUGCAGAAAUGAUUGCACGAGGUACAGUGGUGAUGCUUCCUGAAAGCCCAAAAAGUCAAAUCGUACAAAAGGUGAAGCCUACCGAGGGUCCUGUCUCGGAACCACCUUCACCCGUUGCACCAGAAACGUUGGAGGAAUCUGUCCUCCUAACAUGUGUUGAAGACACUUCUCCAGAGAAACCUGUUCUGGAGAAAUUUGAGCCCACCACCAACCCUUUUGAUUGUGAAGACUCAAGGGAAGGACAUGUUGUAAUCAUCGAGCCCGCAACUGAAAGUCAGCCCAUUGAAUACUUGGAGAGCCAUGUACUGGCGAUUAAGGCCAAUGAUGUGGAUACACCGAGGACACUCUCACCACCACCCAUCCAAGACGAGUAUCCUCCAUUUUUCCUGUUGCCACCACGCCACAGGAAUGAGUCAAAGAUCCUGGACUUUGACUACAAAAGAACAGGACAAAGGUGGCAUCAGAAGAGAGUCAAAAAGGUGGAGUUUGGAAUCAGGAAUGCUGGUGAACCAUUUUGACUCAACAAAAAAAAGAGAAAUGACUAACUUUUGUGCAUAAAAUUUUUUGUAAAAUCAUUUUUCAAAGAAAACUUGAGAAUUGUC
Messenger RNA from Cuscuta campestris, 2262 nucleotides. NCBI's taxonomy places the organism in Eukaryota, Viridiplantae, Streptophyta, Magnoliopsida, Solanales, Convolvulaceae. The record is from the annotation of a GenBank genome assembly.